Messenger RNA from Kogia breviceps (pygmy sperm whale), 3547 nucleotides. It is a transcript of the gene NFATC2, whose product is annotated as nuclear factor of activated T cells 2. The record is from RefSeq and is a predicted model, not a curated record. Gene Ontology annotation, cellular component: transcription regulator complex. Gene Ontology annotation, biological process: cytokine production; calcineurin-NFAT signaling cascade; regulation of transcription by RNA polymerase II. Gene Ontology annotation, molecular function: transcription factor binding; DNA-binding transcription factor activity, RNA polymerase II-specific; RNA polymerase II cis-regulatory region sequence-specific DNA binding. NCBI's taxonomy places the organism in Eukaryota, Metazoa, Chordata, Mammalia, Artiodactyla, Physeteridae.
GGCCGCGGAGGAGGCGACGUCAUGGAUUCCUGAGUGUGAAGUUUGCAGGAAAGCCCUUAGUUUUGGAGAUGGACGGGAUCCAGUGGUUUCCAUGGCGCUGGAUAAACAGGAGGAAACAGUGAGGGAAUCCCGUUAUUUUACUGCAUUGAAAGCCUAUAAACACGGAGCGCGGGGAAGGAAGUCGCGUUCCCUCUCGAGUAAGCCGGAGCGCCGAGCCGCGCCGACUCCGCCGCGCCGGGAGCCGGGAGCCUGGAGGCGGGAGGCGCGCAGCUCCCGGGCCGCUCGCAGGCUCCUCGGCCAGGGCAGCCCCGCGAGCAUGCUUUAGAGAGGACGGCGCCCCCUUGGCUCCCGGUCUACCCAGACAGACCCCUCUCACCACGCGCGCCGAAACCCCAUCCCCUCCAGAUGCAGAGAGAGGCUGCGUUCAGACUGGGGCACUGCCAUCCCCUCCGCAUCAUGGGGUCUGUGGACCAAGAAGAACCGAAUGCACAUAAGGUCGCCAGCCCACCCUCCGGACUCGCAUACCCCGAUGAUGUCCUGGACUAUGGCCUCAAGCCAUACAGCCCCCUAGCCAGUCUCUCUGGCGAGCCCCCCCGCCGGUUGGGAGAGCCGGAUAGGGUAGGGCCCCAGAACUUUCUGUGCCCUGCCAAGCCAGCGGGGGCCUCGGGCCUGAGCCCUCGGAUCGAGAUCACUCCAUCCCACGAACUGAUGCAGGCAGGGGGGCCCUUCCGCGUGAGAGACACUGGCCUCCUGGUCGAGCAGCCGCCCCUGCCGGGGGUGGCCGCCAGCCCGAGGUUCACGCUGCCCGUGCCCGGCUUCGAGGGCUACCGCGAGCCGCUUUGCUUGAGCCCCGCUAGCAGCGGCUCCUCUGCCAGCUUCAUUUCCGACACCUUCUCCCCCUACACCUCGCCCUGCGUCUCGCCCAAUAACGGCGGGCCCGACGACCUGUGUCCCCAGUUUCAAAACAUCCCUGCUCAUUAUUCCCCCAGAACCUCGCCAAUAAUGUCACCUCGAACCGGCCUCGCUGAGGACAGCUGCCUGGGCCGCCACUCGCCCGUGCCCCGUCCGGCCUCCCGCUCCUCGUCGCCUGGUACCAAGCGGAGGCAUUCGUGCACUGGGGCCUUGGUUGCCCCGCUGCCCGGAGCCUCACCCCAGCGCUCGCGGAGCCCCUCGCCGCAGCCCCGGGACGACGGCGCCCCUGCCGGGUACCCCACCACGGCUGGCUCUGCCGUCCUCAUGGAUGCCCUGAACAGCCUCGCUGCCGACUCGCCCUGUGGGAUCCCCCCCAAGAUGUGGAAGACCAGCCCCGACCCGUCGCCGGUGUCCACCGCCCCGUCCAAGGCUGGCCUGCCCCGCCACAUCUACCCAGCCGUGGAGUUCCUGGGGCCCUGCGAGCAGGAGGAGAGGAGGAACUCAGCCCCCGAGUCUAUCUUGCUGGUGCCACCAACUUGGCCCAAGCAGCUGGUGCCCGCCCUUCCCAUCUGCAGCAUCCCAGUGACUGCAUCCCUCCCACCACUUGAGUGGCCACUCUCGCACCAGUCAGGCUCCUAUGAGCUGAGGAUCGAGGUGCAGCCCAAGCCACAUCACCGAGCUCACUACGAGACAGAAGGCAGCCGAGGGGCUGUCAAAGCUCCGACUGGCGGCCACCCUGUGGUUCAGCUCCAUGGCUACAUGGCAAACAAGCCGCUGGGGCUUCAGAUCUUCAUUGGGACGGCCGACGAGCGGAUCCUUAAGCCCCAUGCCUUCUACCAGGUACACCGGAUCACGGGGAAAACCGUCACCACCACCAGCUACGAGAAGAUCGUGGGCAACACCAAAGUCCUGGAGAUUCCACUGGAGCCAAAAAACAACAUGAGGGCAACCAUUGACUGUGCGGGGAUCCUGAAGCUCCGGAACGCAGACAUUGAGCUGCGGAAAGGCGAGACGGACAUCGGGAGGAAGAACACGCGGGUGAGGCUGGUGUUCCGGGUGCACAUUCCAGAGUCCAGUGGAAGGAUCGUCUCCUUGCAGACAGCAUCUAACCCCAUCGAGUGCUCCCAGCGAUCCGCCCAUGAGCUGCCCAUGGUGGAAAGACAAGACAUCGACAGCUGCCUGGUCUACGGGGGCCAGCAGAUGAUUCUCACGGGACAGAACUUCACGGCCGAGUCCAAAGUCGUGUUUACCGAGAAGACCACAGAUGGGCAGCAGAUUUGGGAGAUGGAGGCCACGGUGGAUAAAGACAAGAGCCAGCCUAACAUGCUUUUUGUUGAGAUCCCUGAGUAUCGGAACAAGCACAUUCGGACAUCAGUGAAGGUGAACUUCUACGUCAUUAACGGGAAAAGAAAACGAAGUCAGCCUCAGCACUUUACCUACCACCCAGUCCCUGCCAUCAAGACGGAGCCCACCGAUGAAUACGACCCCACCUUGAUCUGCAGCCCUGCCCACGGGGGCCUGGGGAGCCAGCCUUACUACCCACAGCACCCAAUGGUGGCCGAGUCCCCCUCCUGCCUCGUGGCCACCAUGGCUCCCUGCCAGCAAUUCCGCUCAGGGCUCUCAUCCCCCGACGCCCGCUACCAGCAGCAGAACCCAGCGGCUGUCCUCUACCAGCGGAGCAAGAGCCUGAGCCCCAGCCUGCUGGGCUACCAGCAGCCGGCCCUCAUGGCCGCCCCCCUGUCCCUCGCGGAUGCCCACCGCUCCGUGCUAGUGCACGCUGGCUCCCAGGGCCAGAGCUCGGCCCUGCUCCACUCCAGUGCAGCCAACCAGCAGGCCUCACCGGUGAUCCACUACUCGCCCACCAACCAGCAGCUGCGCUGCGGAAGCCACCAGGAGUUCCAGCACAUCGUGUACUGCGAGAACUUCGCGCCCGGCACCACCAGGCCCGGCCCACCCCCUGUCAGUCAAGGUCAGAGGCUGAGCCCGGGCUCCUACCCCACGGUCAUUCAGCAGCAGAAUGCCACAAGCCAAAGAGCCGCCAAAAACGGACCUCCGGUCAGUGACCAAAAGGAAGUAUUACCCGCGGGCGUGACAAUUAAACAGGAGCAGAACUUGGACCAGACCUACUUGGAUGACGUUAAUGAAAUUAUCAGGAAGGAGUUUUCAGGACCUCCUGCCCGAAAUCAGACGUAGAAGAAGCCAUUAGCAAGACACCAUCCACAUUGCUAACGCCGGAGCCCCGCCCACCGUCCUCCCCGGUGCCCCCACCAUUCCGGAGCUCGCCUCCUCUCUCCGUGCAUUCUGAGUCUUGUUCUAAAUCCCAGAGAGCAUCUCGGUUGACUUUCAGGUGUCCCAUCCAAACCGGAAGUGCCUGCUGACCCCCCAAUACAUCCUGAACCAGACCACCCGCUGGAGUGCGCCUGAGGGCUGAGAGCCUGAGGCCGGGGACUCGGGGGACGGAAGAUGGGGAUGCAGUUAAACCCCAGCCCUCGCCUUCACUUUUUGGGGUCACAGAUACAGCUCUUGUACCUUUUGAAGGAAAGGAGCCCUCCAACAGAGCAACCAAAGGAACGUGACCCAGCUUCCAGGCUGAAGAAAAACAAAGCCGGCCCAUCUUCCCUAGGGAUUUUGCCCG